UUUAAGAGCCCUUUAAAUAAAAAAAAGGGCUCUAUUUUGUGGAUGGAUGCAGGGUUAAAUCGAUUUAACACUGCUAAAUUCGACCUCAACUCCUAGUGUAGACCAGGUCUUGUCCUCUCCUGUGCACUAAGGGCUUUAGUUUCACUUUGAUUUUUUUCAUGUGUUCCUCUCACUGCUUUGUGACAAGCUGAUCUCCACAAAAUCAGUUCCUGUAAAACUCUGCUAGGUUGUUCUUCCCUUAAUGGUGACUUACUGACCCAUUUGUAUGCAUGCCUCCACACACACAGAAGGGGACUGAACUCAUUCUUUGCUUUACUCUCAUUCCUUUGCCACUCCAACACUUUGUGCAAGAGCAUCUGAGACUGUUUUGUAAGCUGAAGAAAGCAGAGGAGCUCCCAACCCUCUGGGUAAAGCAGCAGCAGCAGCAUCCUGGAAGGCUGUUGUAGAAGGCAGAAGGAUUUGCAGCUGUAGGAGAUACAAUAUGUCCUGUGAGCAGAGCCGGAAGGGGAGAGAUUCACAUACUGAUGGUCAAGACCCUGGAGGACGUGAACUGAGAAUUGUCCUCGUUGGUAAAAGUGGAGCUGGGAAAAGUGCGACAGGAAACACCAUCCUUGGCAAGAGAAAGUUUGAGUCCAAGCUCAUGGUAAAAAAGUCAGUAACUGAGACUUGUGCUAAAGAGAGGGUAACAUGGGAUGGGAGGGAGGUUGUGGUUAUCGAUACUCCUGAUAUUUUUGAUACAAAGGCCCCUGAUGAAGCAUCUGCCUGUGAGAUCGCUCGCUGUAUCAUGCUCUCCUGCCCAGGCCCCCAUGCUCUGGUGCUGGUUACACAGCUGGGCUGUUACACUGAAGAUGAUACGGCAGCAGUCAGUCGAAUACGAGAGAUUUUUGGGGCUGAAGCAAUGAGGUACAUGGUUGUCUUAUUCACCCGGAAAGAAGACUUAGAAGGUGACUCACUGAAUGAUUAUAUAAGAGACUUGGAUAACCAAGAUCUUCGGAAGUUGAUUAAUGUUUGUGGGAACCGAUGCUGCGCUUUGAACAAUAAAGCAACUGGCACAGAAAGGGAUGAGCAGAUUAAUGAACUGAGGAAAGUGAUUGAGGAAAUGGUGCAGGGGAAUGGAGGCCGAUCUUACAGCAAUGAGAUGUACAAAUAUGCCAAAGAGAAGACUGAACAACAGGAGAGGGAAUUUGAGAAAAUAUACAGAGAACUAGAGGAAGAAAAGGUAAAAGAUAUAAUACAUCACUUCAAGGAGAAAUAUAAAAAUAUAAAGGAAGGCUUAAAGUCAAGGCCAGAGGAAAUAAAGGAAAUACAUCUAAGACUAGGCGAGACUGUAUAUCAAGCUUUAGAAACGCUGUCAGAAGCUCAAAGAGCCAGAGAGGCAGAACAGGAAGAAAACCUGCUGAAAGAAAUACAGAAGUACUACAAGGAAAAGGGAAAACAAGGGAAGAAGGAAGCAAUGACGCCAGAAAGGAAAGGGAGAGAAAAUGAAGAAACUGCUGAAGGUGCACAAGAAAGCAGCCACAUCAAAUUAAAAUUCAUCCUUGUUGGUAAGGAAGGAGCUGGGAAAAGUGCAACGGGAAACACCAUCCUUGGCAACAAAGUGUUUGAUUCCAAACUGGGGGCAAAGCCAGUAACCGAGGCUUGCAGUACAGGGAGCAUGAGCUGGAACGGGAAGGAGGUUGUGGUUAUCGAUAUGCCUGAUGUAUUUUCUCCAGAGGCCAGUGACACAGAAACCUAUCGAGAGAUCAGUCAUUGUAUCCUGCUCUCUGCCCCAGGUCCCCAUGCUCUGGUGCUGGUGACUCAGCUGGGCCGUUACACUGAAGAAGACAAGGAAGUAGUGAAGCGAGUAUGGGAGAUUUUUGGAGUCGAAGCUAAGAGGAACAUGAUCGUCCUGUUCACCCGGAAAGAAGAUUUAGGGGGUGACUCACUGAGGGACUAUGUGACAAACUCAGAUAACAAAAAUCUUAAGGAGCUGAUUCAAGAGUGUAAGAACCGAUACUGCGCUUUCAACAACAAGGCAACUGGAGCAGAGAGGGACGAACAGGUUAAUGAGCUGAUGGAAAUAACUGAGAAAAUGGUGGAGGAGAAUGGAGGCAGAUGCUACACCAAUGAGCUGUAUUCUGAGGUGGAGCGUAUGGUGGAUGGAGGAACUGAAGAAAAGCACAGGAAGGUUGAAGAAAAACUGAGAGAGCAGAUGGCAAAACAAAAGACACCCAAGAAAGAGGCUAUGACUACUAGAUUACACAACAUGUUGAGGAGACCCUGGCUGUAAGAGUAAUGACCGAGGCCCAGCAGCUCCCACCUUCCACUGAUCUAUGGAGGAAGGGGCCUGUACCAUUGGGGCAGCCUCCAGGACAAGGUGUAAAAGACUUAUCCCCCUGGAAGCAACUGUAGCCAUCAUCAGCCAAUAGCAGGGAGCCAGGGACCAGAACCUUCCCAACCUGCCAUGUGAUAACGAACCUUUUGGAUUUCCCAUUUUGGACUCUGAAACCUACUUCAAUCACUAUGCAUAAACAACCCACCCCACUGCCAAUAAUACCACCUGCCCUGCAAUAUCGCUGCACCCCACCAUUGCCUCUAUCCUUCUUCCCUACCACUUUCCCUUGUUUUCAUCCCUAAUUUGUUCCCAUAUGCCCAUCCUCCCCCUUUUGCCUCUGCUACACACUCACAUGCCCUCUACCCCCGAAAACAGUUAUUUGUUGUAUGUAGCUAUAGUUU
Molecule: messenger RNA, 2715 nt
Organism: Caretta caretta (loggerhead turtle)
Lineage: Eukaryota; Metazoa; Chordata; Testudines; Cheloniidae
Source: RefSeq, a predicted model, not a curated record